UUUUUAGCAGUCUCCGACUAAGAAAUAAAAAAAUGAAAAAUGUCUCUCCUUCUAAACUCGAACAAACCAGGCGUACAAUUCGAAGAUAAAUGGCACGAACUAAAGCUCACAGUUAAUAAGUUGCUCAAGCAAGAACCGGUUUCGACUCAUGAAUGGCAGGAUUUGUUUUGGGAUGUCCAUAAAGUGUGCAAUUGGGACGAGAAAGGCCCACAUAAAGUAUUCCAUGCAUUAAAGGAUGAAGUUAGUCUGUUUAUCCACCAAGUGCAGGAGCGUGUUUUGCAACAUCAAGAUGACCACUCAUUGCUCAAGGCAUAUAUAUCACAAUGGGCCAAAUUUUUUACCCAGUGCAGUUAUCUGCCGAAACCAUUUGCCACACUUGAAUCCAACCUACAGGGCAAGGCAGGGGGUGGAGCUAGCAAGCGGCCUCUUGCCGAAAGCAUCACUGUGCAGAAGCUAAUGCUUGACACAUGGAAUGAAGGUAUAUUCUCAAGCAUCAAAAACAGACUGCAGUCCAGUGCUAUGAAGCUAGUGCAUGCUGAAAGGAAUGGAGAGGCAUUUGAUUCCCAGCUUGUCAUAGGAGUCAGGGAAUCUUAUGUGAAUUUGAGCUCAGAUGCAUCAGACAAACUGAUGAUUUAUAGAGAAAACUUUGAAAAGGCAUACAUUGAUGCCACUGAAGAAUUUUACAAAGCACAAGCAUCGUCAUAUUUACAAGAAAAUGGUGUACAGAAUUACAUGAGAUAUGCUGAAAUGAAGCUGAAAGAAGAAGAACAGAGAGCACUUAGAUAUUUAGAAACCAGAAAAGGCUGCAACUCAGUUGCUGUGCUUACAGAAUGCUGUGUGAACGUUCUUGUGGGAAGCUUCAAAGAGACAAUUUUAGCAGAGGGCCCUGGGAUGAUCGCUGCCAAUGAGACAAAGAAGCUGCUUUUAAUGUUUCAACUGAUGGACCGAGUAAAAGGAGGAGUUGACCCAAUGAUUCAAAGCUUGGAAUCAUAUAUAGUGACAACAGGACUUAAUGACAUGUUAGCUGCUGCUGAGACCAUAACCACUGAUUCCGAGAAGUAUGUAGAGCAGCUCUUGGCACUGUUCAACCGCUUCAGUGCCAUGGUCAAGGAAGCGUUCAAUGAUGAUCCGAGGUUUCUAACAGCGAGGGAUAAGGCUUUCAAGACUGUAGUUAACGACACUAAGAUAUUCAAGCUGGAAUUACCAAGCAAAGGAAAAGGUUCUGGCGCAUUAAGUGUCAAGCCCCAGCCAGAGUCGCGUUGUCCUGAGCUUCUAGCUAACUAUUGUGAUAUGCUGCUUCGUAAGACGACUUACAGCAAGAAACUCACCUCGGAUGAGAUUGAGUCCAAGCUCAAGGAUGUGUUGUUAGUUUUAAAGUAUGUUGUAAACAAAGAUGUAUUUAUGAGGUACCACAAAGCACACCUAACAAGGCGGUUGAUAUUAGAUACAUCCGCAGAUAGCGAGAUGGAAGAGAACAUGGUUGAAUGGCUAAGGGAUGUGGGUAUGCCGGCUGACUAUAUCAAUAAGUUGGCUCGCAUGUUUCAAGACAUUAAAGUCAGUGAAGAUCUCAAUCAAGAGUUUAAAAGAACUUGUAGAGACAAGGGUGACAUAGCAGAUUCUAUAAAUAUUAAAAUUCUAAAUGCCGGUGCGUGGUCGAGAGCAUCAGAGAGAAUUCCCGUCUCGUUGCCCACAGAGCUGGAAGACUGCAUACCGGAAGUAGAAGAAUUCUACCGGAAGAACCACAGCGGACGUAAACUACAAUGGCACCACCUGAUGUCAAAUGGCGUGAUCACGUUUAGCAAUAAAACCGGCAAAUUCGAUUUGGAAGUAACCACCUUCCAAAUGUCAGUGCUGUUUGCUUGGAACGAGAGACCGCUAGACCACAUUUCGUACGAAAACUUGAGACUAGCGACAGAGCUUCCAGAUUCCGAACUGCGGAAAACUCUUUGGUCUAUGGUAUCUAUACCUAAGCUAAAGCGGCAAAUUCUAACGUGCGAGCCGGCAGUUCGCUCGCCCAAGGACUUCACGGAUAGUUCUAUGUUCUGGGUCAACCAGGAUUUCGCGCUGAUUAAGAAUGGCAAAGUUCAGAAACGCGGAAAAGUCAAUCUGAUUGGCCGGUUACAGCUUUCUACGGACAAAGCGAAACAAGAGGAGAAUGAAGGGAUCGUGGCACUCAGAAUUCUUAGAAUACAGGAGGCAAUUGUGAAGAUAAUGAAGAUGCGUAAAAGAAUCACAAAUGCGGCGCUACAGACAGAACUAGUAGAAAUCCUGAAAAAUAUGUUUAUCCCACAGAAAAAGAUGAUCAAGGAACAAACCGAAUGGUUAAUAGAACAUAAGUACCUCAAAAGAGACGAGGAAGACAUCAAUACCUUUAUUUAUCUCGUCUGAUAUCAGGUACUCCAUGACUCAAAGUCAAAGGAAGCCAUGUCAAUGUAAUUGAAAGUGAAUAGAAUUUUGCUUCAAUUAAACAUUCUUUUUAGUAAGCGAGUUUCGAAAGGUUGUUGCGGCCAUUACAAAUGGAGCUUACUCGGUAAUUGAAAACAUUCAACAACACUUUCAUUAACAUAGUGGGAAGCUUGAUGAAGAAAUCACAUAGAAGAACUUGAUGAAGAAACCACAUAGGGAUUCUCGCUAGUAUGUGCCAGAUGAUGUCAUCAUCAUCAUCAUUAAUUUCCUUAAGGAAAUUUUCAAAUUCUGUUUUUAUUAAUCACAGUAUGCUGACAAAUGUUUCCAAGGCCGAAUUGGUUGAUUUUGUUGAAUUGAAAUGCUGUUAAAUUGGUCACAAAAAUAGCAUCCUUAUGUAGAGUUGAUUUGGGUAGCUGUGUUUGGACGAGAAAUGGAUACCACAGAAUGAGUCCAAGAAUGGGCAUGUAAAUGGUGAGAACAAGUUAGGCUUGUACAUAAAUUCACGAAUUAAAAUUCAACCCUGUAACAUUGUUUUAUAAUGAAUACUUUAAUUACAUUUGAACGAGUGAA
Nematostella vectensis (starlet sea anemone) is the source of this 2976-nucleotide messenger RNA. RefSeq names its product cullin-5. Gene Ontology annotation, biological process: protein ubiquitination; SCF-dependent proteasomal ubiquitin-dependent protein catabolic process. The coding region runs from base 40 to 2388 and encodes 782 amino acids. Gene Ontology annotation, molecular function: ubiquitin protein ligase binding. The record is from RefSeq and is a predicted model, not a curated record. Gene Ontology annotation, cellular component: SCF ubiquitin ligase complex; Cul5-RING ubiquitin ligase complex. The transcript has 21 exons. Lineage: Eukaryota; Metazoa; Cnidaria; Anthozoa; Actiniaria; Edwardsiidae.